Molecule: messenger RNA, 1416 nt
Organism: Vigna radiata var. radiata (mung bean)
Lineage: Eukaryota; Viridiplantae; Streptophyta; Magnoliopsida; Fabales; Fabaceae
Exons: 4
Coding region: 1-1416 (471 amino acids)
Molecular function (GO): zinc ion binding
Source: RefSeq, a predicted model, not a curated record
AUGGCUUAUAGGGCCAAAACAUAUGCAUCAGAGGAGGUUGCAGGUUCAUUCACUGAGCAAUAUACCAGAAUAUUUGAUUAUGCAAAUGAGUUAUUAGCAAGAAACCAUGGGUCUACAAUCAAAGUAAAAGUUGAGCCUAAUGAUGGGAAUGAUGGGAAAGUAAUAUUCCAGAGGUUUUACACAUGUCUUCAAGCAUGCAAAAAUAGCUUUCUUUUAUGCAGGCCAAUCAUUGGUCUUGAUGGAGCGUUCUUGAAAGGCAGACAUCAUGGUGAGCUUUUAACUGCUGUGGCACGAGAUGCAAAUGACCAGAUGUUACCAUUGGCCUAUGCAAUUGUUGAAGUUGAAAACAAGGACACGUGGACAUGGUUUCUGGAGCUAUUGAUUGAAGACUUAGGUGGUCGAGAUGGUUUAAGAUAUGCUGUUGAAGAUGUUAUUCCUGGAGUUGCACAAAGGUUUUGUGUAAGGCAUUUAUAUGCCAACUUCAGGAAAAAAUUCCCUGGAAAAAACUUGAAAAGGCUCAUGUGGAGGGCAACUACAGCAACCCAUCCACAACAGUGGGAGACUGAGAUGAGACAUAUGAAAGAGGUUAAUGAAGAUGCUUUUAAACAUUUGAUGUCCAUUCCUCCAAGGUUUUGGUCAAGAUCAAGGUUCACAACCACAGCUCAAAGUGAUACCUUGGUAAAUAACAUGUCAGAAGCUUUUAAUAGCGUUCUAGUAAACACAAGGACCAAACCAAUUAUUACACUGUUGGAGGACAUCAGAUUGUACAUGAUGAAGAGAUGGGCAGCUAAUAGGUCAAGGGUGACCUCUUUUAAAUCAACAACUUGUCCUAAAAUUCUGAGUAGAUUACAGAAGGAGGCACUACAAACAAAGAACUGGGUUCCAAGGAAGUNGUCUGCACACAAACUUUUUGAGAUCAGACAUGUGUCCCAAAGUGGGGACAACUUUGUGGUGGAUAUAGAUACAUGUACAUGUUCCUGCAGGAAGUGGAGCAUCAGUGGAAUUCCAUGUGUGCAUGCAUUGACAGCAAUGAAGUUCCUCAACCUAACUGCGGAGGACUAUCUACCUGUAUGUUUUAAGAAGUCAACCUAUGAAGAGAUGUAUUCCUCCAUUAUAUACCCCAUUAAUGGAAAACAUCUAUGGGAGAUCACUCAAUGUCAAGAUGUCUUGCCUCCACCAAAAAGACAAAUGUCUGGUCGUCCUAAGAAGAAAAGGAGAUUAGAGCAAUGGGAGUUGAAGAAAAGUUCUACCAAAAUGUCUAAAGGGGGCUUACUCAAGAGAUGCACCAUCUGUAGGGAAUGGGACACAACAAAAGAAAUUGCCCAAAACGAAUCCAAGGGCAGCAAGAGGGAGAACCCAACACAGUUCCUCAAGCUCAACCAGAUGGACCAGAAACACAAACAACUUGAUGCUUAA